GGGGAAUCGCCGAAGACAAGAAACAGGGAAUUAUUCGCAACCUUGUCAAAUUAAUGCCAGAAACCAGAAGAGCUUUCUGGAACAACAUCCCUACUGAUGCAGUUGAAGAUUUGAUUGUCGUACAAUAAGAAAAAAGUACAGAAGGUGGAUAUGGAAGUGUAACAGACUCACAGCUGCAUUGCAUACUGAAUUCCCUAUCUAGAGAUGAACAUUCAAAUAUGGGUACCCCAGAUAUUGCAGAUAUUACUCUAAAUGAAAAGAGGUAUCACCUACAACACCACAGAAAUUCAACUCAAAUUACGAUGAGUUUCAAAGAAGCAUACAUUCCCAAUACUCUUUUGAAGAGAUUAAGUAAUUCAUAUAUUGCCAACCUAACUGCCGCUGAAGUGAAAGUGAUGAUGGACUCCACGGAUAUGAGCAUUAAUUCUGUUCAACACAUCUUCUCUAAUUUAAAUCAUACAGUGUUUCAGUACAUGAUGAAUGAGGCUGCAUCAGAUGAGUCUGUUAUGGACAUUCCAGAGAUGUAUUACCACCCAAUGAUUGAUGCUGGCAUAAACCAGUUUGGACCAGUUUCCCAAUGGACUCCUGACCAGGCUCUGAUGAUGAAGCCAUUCCUCCAAGGACUCACUAAAGAACACAUUAAAGAGCUGGGAUCUGAGACUUUCCAUUCUAUACUUCCAUCACUGGAAGAGUUGUUGGAGGAGGAAGAGGAUUCUGUCGAGCAUUCUGUACAAAUGGUAGUUAUGCAGAAGUACAAAAAACUAAAGGGCCCUGUGAUACGUUGGUCCAUUGAGGAUUUAGCCCAAGUCAAAGCUUUCAUUACUACAUUAACAAGAAGAGAUAUCAAGUCCAUUCCUGAUCAGGUGAUUGAUAAGUCUCUUGACGUUGUUGAAAGCCGCUAUAUUGCCUCAAACCCCAAAAUUGGUCGGGAUUAUCUAAACAGAAUCACCAACCUGCCAACAUGGAGCUGGUCAAUGGAGAAUGUAACACGCCUGGGAGAUUUAGUGCAGUUUGUGUCACCUAGGGACAUGGCCAGGCUUCCUGCCUCUAUAAUCACCAUGGAUGUAUUUACAUCAAAAGUCCAAAAACAAGGAAAGGAAAGUCGUCUGAUAGCCAGGAAAGUUGUGGAGCAACGUGGGGACCCAUCAGCCUGGAGCGCAGAUGAUUUGCGAAGUGUAGGUAGAUCAGUUGGAGGCCUAGACGUGAAGGACAUUGAGAAGAUACCAGCUGAAGCAAUUUUAGGUGCUAUGGAUGAUCUCAACAAGGCUGAAAUGUCUCCAAGACAGAAGAAAACUCUGUUAAAGAAGGUCAAAAGAAGGGACAGUGGACGUUUAUCAGCUGAUGAUAUUAAGAAUCUGAAAGGAUUGAGCACAAUGUUGAAGACAGAUGAACUGAAGGAGCUUAGGUCAGAGGAGAUUUUAGAAGCUGCUGAUACAUUCAGAGAAAUUGGCAAAGAUUUAAGCAGAGCCAAGAGAAAAGAAAUUGUACAAAAAGCAUCCAAAGCUGAAAAUGAUGUUGGUACAUUGAUUGGUAGCUUGGGAGAGGACUAUGUGGCAGAGAUCCCAUUGAAGUCUGUCAGGACAAUGACCUACUCUGACAUCACCAGUAUGUCAGUGGCUACUGGGAACAACCGCAGCACUGGAGCAAGUGAGGUCAAAUGGACUAGAUCACAGAGCAAAUCAUUAUAUAGAAGUAUUAAGAGAGGAUUAGAAGAAAUAGAAGGAGAUGAAGUGAUAUUUACCACAGAUAUUAUCAGAACCUUGGGCACCAUAGCUGCUGGCCUUCCUUGCGAUGACAUCCAUAAGAUGGCUGGAGAUGAUGUUGUUUCCUUGGUAACAGCUUUGAUGGAACAAGAUGGUUGGAAUAACAAACAGAUGCGCUGUAUAAAGGAUACAAUCAAGGAUGGUAAUGCUGACUUUACAUCAAGCCUGACAGAGGGUGACAUCACAAACCUAGGUGGCAGGGUUCUCAAAGAAUUCAGUGUGGAUGAUUUAGGUAAGAUUCCAGAGCAUUUGCAAGGAUUAACAUUUGAACAGAUUGGAAGCACAGAACUCACAGAAGAUAAGAAGGAGAAAAGAAAAUGGAUGGCAAAAAUCUCAUUAAAAGUCAUGAAUAAAACUGGUGACAAAGCCAUAAACUCAGAUGAUCUCCUAAGCCUUGGUAACUUAACAUGCAGUAUGCCGGCAGAGGCCUACACUCGUAUUGAAAACGAAGCUUUUAGCGAAAAUGUGUACAGCCUGAGGGAGUGUUUCUUAGACCAAGAGCAAAUGGGAGCAAUACGCGAUAAACUUAAAGAUGUAAAUGGUGAACCUGGCAUGUGGAGUAGUGAUGCCAUAGCAACCGCAGGCCCGCUCCUUGCAAGUCUUUCAGAGGAUGAACUCAUGCAGCUUGAUCAUGCUAGUUUUUCAUCAGUUGCUAUGGAAACUCUAAAUAGUUUCAAGGAGUUUAAUGACCGGAAGGCAAACCGUGUUAUUGAUACUGAUGAGGACGAUGAACGAAAAUGGAAGCAGGGGUUUACAGGUGUUGCUAUUCGAACAAAAGAUGCACUUGUGGCAGACACAGAAUCAGCCUUAAGGAGGAAGAAGAGAGAGGUUGUUCAUAGCCCAACAUGUGAGGAGAUCCUUGACCUUCAGGAUGGUAACAUAGCAUGGACUGUUCAGGAGCUGGAAGUCAUCACCACUGAUACAUUUCAAAACUGCUUUGACACUCUUGGCAGUGUCAGUGGUUUUUCAGAGGAUCAACUGGAUGUGCUGCUUAACAAAGCAAUAGAGACUUGGGGAUCUGUUAGAAACAUCUCCUCUGAUGAUAUCGCACUACUUGGUCACAUAGCAACCCGCUUCACUCCGGAACAAAUCAGUGCAUUGGAUUUGUCAGAUAUUGAUACGCUGUACACUGUUGGUCAGUUUGAUGGCUGGCAAACAGUACAGCUUGAGAGUGGGCUGAAUCGAUUCCUUCAGUUGAGUGGAUGGCACAUCUCAGAUUUGAAUGCCACAGAUCUCACUGGUCUUAGCAACUUCCUCUGCGGAAUGUCUUUGGAUCAGAUGCUGGAUAUCUCAUCUGAAAGUUAUGGUGGAGCCUCAUCUGAUAUUGGUAAAUUAUCCACAUGUACUCACCAGCGAUUGUCUGUAUUAAAGGACAAAGCUGUCGAUGUGUAUGGGGAGAUUGCAUCCUGGCUUCCAGAGAUCUACACUGAAGUCGGCACUGUUGUUGCUGGUUUUUCUUCUUCUGAUUUUACUCACACUGGAGAAGAGACUCUCGCUGGUGUGCUACCUGAAGCUCUAGCGUUGAUUCCGUCCGACACAUUCAGGGAUGUGUUCAGUGCUGAAUUGGUUGGUUAUUUUGAUCAAUACCAGGCCCAAGCCAUCACUGCUGAACAGCGAUCAAUGUUGUCAAGUAGGGUGCUGGACUCGCUCAAUGCUGCGGAGUAUGGUGGUGAUGCUACAAUUCUCUCACAG
Messenger RNA from Anneissia japonica, 3455 nucleotides. Its product is annotated as otoancorin-like. Gene Ontology annotation, biological process: cell-matrix adhesion. The annotation marks the transcript as partial. Gene Ontology annotation, cellular component: cell surface. Lineage: Eukaryota; Metazoa; Echinodermata; Crinoidea; Comatulida; Comatulidae. The record is from RefSeq and is a predicted model, not a curated record. The transcript is spliced from 24 exons.